AUGGAGAUGAAGAUGAGCUGUGUGUGUUUGGUGCUGGGGCUGGUCCUGCUGAUGACCGUCUUCUCAGAUGCUACUGUUCGCCUUGACGAAACUGCACGGGCGGGAGUGGGCCCAAAGGUUUCGGUUGCGGUCGGGAGCAGGACAAAUAAAUCAGAUUUUAUGUGGGAGUGGAAUGAAAUCUUGAGGGAGCGGGUGGGUGCAGGACUGAAAAAACAGUCCCGUGCAGACCAAGAGAGGGCGAUGCGCCAUUUCCGACAGUAUACAACGCCGAGGGGCAGAUUCUGCAAGAAGGACCUGUGGUCUAGCGGCGGCUUCUACAAAGAGGAAGUCCGAUCGUCCUCUACACAGCAGGAGAAACCCAGACCACCCGAGACUUUCAGGGUUACAACACCUCGAGCUCGUGCCAUCACUCCUUCUGAUCAGUGCUGUUUGAACUUCGUCACUUCUAAAAUUCCAGAGAAAGAGAUCAUCAAAGUUGAGAAAACACCUUCUGACUGUCCAAAGCAGGGCUAUAUGGUUACAACAGCUAGAGGCAAGUUCUGCAAGAAGGAGGACAUCAUGGCGUCCACUACACAGCAGCAAAGUACUGUGUCAACAACUUUCAGUGUUAGAAAAGCUAAAGGCAAGUUGGACAAUGAGGGACGCGUCCUAGCGUCCACUACGCAGCGGCAGAGUAGUGUGUCAACUGUGUCUUACAGUGUUGCAACAUCUAUAGGCAAGUUGGACAAUGAGGAAGACGUCCUAGCGUCCACUACACAGCAGCAGACUAGUGUGUCAACUGUAUCUUACAGCGACAAGGUGGAGGACAUCCUAGCAUCCACUACACAGCAGCAGAGUACUGUGUCAACAACUUUCAGUGUUCGAAAAGCUAAAGGCAAGUUGGACAAUGAGGGACGCGUCCUAGCGUCCACUACGCAGCGGCAGAGUAGUGUGUCAACUGUGUCUUACAGUGUUGCAACAUCUAUAGGCAAGUUGGACAAUGAGGAAGACGUCCUAGCGUCCACUACACAGCAGCAGACUAGUGUGUCAACUGUGUCUUACAGCGACAAGGUGGAGGACAUCCUAGCAUCCACUACACAGCAGCAGAGUAGUGUGUCAGCUGUGAGUUCUCGUGCUACAAAAGCUAGGGGCAAGUUGGACAAUGAGCAAAACGUCCUUGCGUCCACUACACAGCAGCAGAGUACUGAGUCUACUGUGUCUUACAGUGUUACAACAGCUAGGGACAAGUUGGACAAGGAAGAAGACAUCCUAGCAUCUGGUACAGAGCAUCACAGUACACAGCCAUCUGGGUCUUCUAGGGUUGCAGCAGCUAUGAGUGAGUUCUGCCUGCCAUAA
Molecule: messenger RNA, 1335 nt
Organism: Colossoma macropomum (tambaqui)
Lineage: Eukaryota; Metazoa; Chordata; Actinopteri; Characiformes; Serrasalmidae
Exons: 6
Coding region: 1-1335 (444 amino acids)
Biological process (GO): immune response
Cellular component (GO): extracellular region
Molecular function (GO): chemokine activity
Source: RefSeq, a predicted model, not a curated record